Messenger RNA from Solea solea (common sole), 1456 nucleotides. RefSeq names its product ADP-ribosylation factor-like 6 interacting protein 6 (gene arl6ip6). Lineage: Eukaryota; Metazoa; Chordata; Actinopteri; Pleuronectiformes; Soleidae. The transcript is spliced from 4 exons. The coding region runs from base 135 to 662 and encodes 175 amino acids. The record is from RefSeq and is a predicted model, not a curated record.
CAGAAAUAAAAUAGAACUACACCUACGGAACGCCUGAGGAACAUUUCUGUGUGCGGAAGUGCCACUGGGACAGUCAUGUAAACAGCACAUACCUGAGGAGUUCCCAAAACUGGCCAACAGCUUUUAUCAUCACAAUGCUGAGAGCGACAGACGACGGACACGUAAUGAGCGAAACUCGCUUAUUUUCCUCGGAGGUAAUGAGGCGUUCAGGAACCGUGAGAGUCAGCGGGAGCGUCGCGUCAGGAGAGGCUGACGCUGCGGCUACAGGACGGAGGCUCGACGCCGACCGGAGAGGCCACAGAAAGUGGUCGGUGGUUGCCCUGUCUGUCCUGAGCUCCGCCGUGUUCGUGGCCGCUGUCGGUUGUUUCUGCGCCCUAGUUUACCCGAUCAUGAAAGAGCUGCGGGCAGAGAGAGUGAGAGGAGUGGAUGGGACUGAAGAGAGGAUUCUGGGUUUCUGGAGUAUCCUGGUGCUGUCAGUAUUAGUCGGGUCUAUCUGCUGCAUUCUCUCAUGGACACUCACUUACCUGGACUCGUACCAGGCUGGCUCACUGGCUCUGACCCACUUCAGAGAUGCAUCUGACCAGGGUUUCCUCAUGGAUUACGGUGUUGUUGUCCUCAAUGGCAUCAUGGCAAUGCUCACUGUCAUCUGGAGCCUCACCUGACAUAGACACAAACACUCACUAGUCUGGCAGAGACCCAUAUUGUACUGUAAAUGUAGAAGUAUCCGAGGAAGUCUUUGAAUUAUGAAUUGUUUGCUUGCAAAGAACCUACUUUGUUUUUUUUUUUUUUUACUGUUAAUGGUCAUGGGACUUUACCUAGUUAAAUAAAGGAUAUACAUGUUUUAUUGUUUAUUAGGAUGCUAAAUUAUACACACAUAAGUUGUGGUGUCCACACCACAAGUUACGUGUGCUUUUAUUUUGACUAGAGUAUCAACAAAAGUAUGCAAUUUUAACAUCUCAAAUAAGAAAAGGUGUUGCUACAUUUUGUCCAUGGCAAAGCUGACUGAAGUCAUGCAGCAACAUUUUGAUAAACUUAACAGUCAAAGCACAGUUGUUACAGAUUAAGAAUAGUGUGACAGUGAGCCAGCAUGCACCAUGAAACUGGGAAGGCUAAAUGGAACCCAGCCAUCAUUCAUUUGAUUAUGAAGAUGACCCUUGCACACUGGCGGGCGAACUCUCAGUGAAAACACAUUUUUAACCACUUAACAAAAGGCUAACCAAAAUCUGUGUAAAUAAACAUCUCGAUAUGUGACAUAAGGAUUGUAAGGCAAAAGGAAAGUUUAUUUGAGAUACUUUUUGCAUAGAGAACAUUGUUUUUUUCCAUGGGCACAGGAUUUCAUACAUUUAUAAAUACUUUUUCUCAGAAAUACAGAACACACACAUUCACUAUUCAUGUGCCAAGUUGACCGUCAUCUCCACUGAAGUGGGUACAAAUAAAUACAGUACCUACAAAAUAA